This is a messenger RNA of Penaeus vannamei (Pacific white shrimp), 2697 nucleotides long. The record is from RefSeq and is a predicted model, not a curated record. NCBI's taxonomy places the organism in Eukaryota, Metazoa, Arthropoda, Malacostraca, Decapoda, Penaeidae.
CGGGGAGGAGGAAGGACCUGCUGUUUUGCGUCCCUUCGGAGUCCUUCUGUUGCGAGGCUGAGCAGGAGAGGCAAGCCAGGGGACGCGGGCGAGUCUUCGAGAUGGCUCACUUCCUUGAGCUACGUCUUGACCGAGCGAUCAAAGAGGGAGACUUGACAGGGGUAAAGCAAGCACUAGACGAUGGAGCGCCUCCUGACGGUGACAGGAACGCCGGAAAGAAGCCCAUUCACUUCGCCGUGGAAAGCGGGGUCGUCCAGGUCACGGAGCUCCUGUGUGAAAGGGGCGCCGACCUCAAUGUGGCGAAUCCCGAAGACCAGGGACCGAGCGAUCAAAGAGGGAGACUUGACAGGGGUAAAGCAAGCACUAGACGAUGGAGCGCCUCCUGACGGUGACAGGAACGCCGGAAAGAAGCCCAUUCACUUCGCCGUGGAAGGCGGGCUCGUCCAGAUCACGGAGCUCCUGUGUGAAAGGGGCGCCGACCUCAAUGUGGCGAAUCUCGAAGACCAGGGAAGAAGUCCACUGCACAUGGCUGUCGUGAAAGGUUCUCAAAGUGUCCUGAAAUGCUUGCUUGAAAGGAAAGCCGACCCCAAUUUCAAAGACAGUGCAGGAGAAACACCACUGCUCACUGCAAUACAAAAGGGGGAAAUAUCUGCCGUGGGUCUUCUGCUGAAAUCCGGGGCUGAUGUUCAUAUGAGAGACGAAAACCACAACUCACCGAUUCACAUUGCCGUGGAGAAAAGUCAUGGAGAAAUCGUCCAAAUGCUACUGAAGGAGGGAGCCAAUGUCCACAAUAUAAAUCUGUCAGGCGACAGUGUGAUUCACGUGGCUGCAAGAAAAUCUUCAGAGUGGAUCCUUGAGAUGCUGAGAGAGAAGGGAUGUGAUUUAGACAAAUGCAACAGAGACGGCUCGUUCCCGCUGCACUUGGCCGCGGAGUCCGGCAACCUGGAGGCAGUCAAGUGGUUCCUGCUGCAAGGCGCCAACCCCUUCAGCCUGGAUGCAAAUGGGAAGACGGCGACGGACAGAGCGGCGGAGACGAAGCAGCAACGCGUUGUGGAAUGGUUGAGGGAUCAUAAGGCAAUUAACGAAAAGACUCAAGGUCCCAACAAAAGGAGUGAAAUCAAAGCAAACGCUGAUCGCGGACGGCAGGCUCACCUUCGCAGCAGCAUCAGUCUCGACGGCGGGGACUCAGCCAGCGUUCCAAUAAUUACAUCAGGGAGUGUGAAGUCAACAUCUCAGUUAUGGAACGACCAGGAAGACGACCAUCGAGCCGUUACGGGCAGACCGGCCAUCAGGGGGAGUCGGGGGGAGCAGAGCAUCAAGGGAUUCGGGACCCAAGGAAAUCUGGCUCAGGUUCAUGCACAACCCAGUGCUGACCAGAGAGACGCCUAUAGAACGAUUCUUGAAGCGUCUCGAGAGGGGGACGCGGAGGCAGUGACACGCCUGAUGCAGAAGAAGGUGGACUUGGAAGUGACUGACGAAGAAGGACGCCGCCCCCUGCACCUCGCGGCCCUGGGAGGCCACGACCGCGUGGUGAGGGAGCUCCUCAGAGGAGGCGCGGACGUCGGAGCCAAGACGCCCGAAGGUCUCUCUUGCGUUCAUUAUGCUGCACAAGGUGGGCAUAUUAGUACGGUGAUGGCUUUACUGGAAUCCCGCUGCGACAUCGAGGCUGUGACGAAGGACGGGUCCACCGCCCUCCACUUGGCAGCUGCGCAAGGCCACGCAACGGCCGUCGAGUGGCUGGUGGGACAGGCUGGCCUGAAGGUCACUUCCGUCAACAAAAAGCGCCAAACAGCCCUUGACUUGGCCAGAAAAGCUGGACAUAAAGCCACGGCUCAGUCUUUAGUCCAGUUCCAGAUAAGUCACAUUUUAGCGGCUGGUGACGUCGGGACCCUGAGACAACUGGUAGAAGAAUUUGAUUUGGAUGACUUGUGUGCCAGAGAAAAUGAUAAAGGUUUUCGGUCUGUCCACUACGCUGCAUGUGGAGGAAAUGUUGAAAUCCUGAAGAUCCUUCAGAAUAAGAUGUAUGACAUGCGCUCAGUCACGAGCCAAGGAUAUUCAGCUCUGCAUUUUGCUGUCAAGUACUCUCACGAGCCGGCUGUCAGAUGGCUAAUCGAAGAGGUUGAACUUGAUGCUGCUCUUCCUCCCGGCAGAGGUGUCGCCUCUGUCCUGGCACUGGCCAGACGGAAAAGAAAUGCGAAUAUGAUAUCAUGUCUUGAAGAAGUGACCACAGUGAGAGCCCUGGAGUCUGGCGACCUCGAGGAACUUAUAAACCUGGUACGCGAGGGCGUCGACAUUGAAGAUGUGUGCAAAAGAAAAUUGGGUAUUCGCGUUGCCCAGUUUGCUGCCAAGUGGGGGCAUCUCGCGUUACUGAAGAACCUCCAGAAAAUCAAGUGUGACCUGAAACCGGAAGCAGACUCAGGGAAAACGGCCCUUCAUUUCGCAGCAAAUUAUGGCAAACUAGAAGCUGUGAAGUGGCUGGUGGAGGAGGCUGGCCUGGACGCUUCCCAUCGGUCAAGCGGCGGUUCGACUGCCUUGGACUAUGCAGAGAAAAACAAUUAUAAAGAAAUUACUGCUUACUUAAAACAACAUACUAAUGGUAAAAAUGCAGCAGAAGAAGCGGAAAGAGUAGGAGGAGGAAUAAGGGGAGGAAAAGGAGAAGGAACUCCCAUGGAUCUGCGGUCGUCAAAAAAACUUAAG